AUGGGGCGUACCGUGUUCGUCACCUUCCUGUUCCUGAUCGCCUUCUGCAGCACCAUCGUCCUCAGCGACAUCCUCGUCAGCCGCGUCUGCUUCGCCUUCAUCUUCAUCACCUGCCAAGGGCAAAGCUUCUUGCAAGCCUUGGCUCAGUGCAGCAAUUUGGUCCGGUGUGAGGCGCACGUGGCAGUCCUCAAUCAUCUAUCACGGGACGAUCCAGAGCUAGCGGUGUUGGGCAACGAGCGUGUGAGUGAGCCCAGUGCAGCUGUACGGGGAUGGUCCGACGUACACUUCCAUCGCGCCCCGUUGGUGGAUCGAUUCGAGACCCUACGCGGCUGCCAGGCAAGACCGGGCAGCAUGGCCGCAUUUGUUGCGCAGCGAUACAGUCCUGGGCCCGAGUUAGCCUCGGACACAAGCGGCAUACCCAUACCCUGCCUUGUGCAUCUGGCCCAGUCCUCAAUGUGGCAGGCUGGCCAGCUUCAGCUUUCUGCUGAUGCCAGUGAGCUUCGAGUUGCCAUUUUCGAACAUCCCAAUGGCGCCACGCUGCAGCUGUAUGACGAUCCCCAGGACGCCCAACUCGACUCAUUUCCGUUUUUUGCUGGCGCCUUGCGUUUGCCGGCGGCUGCCUGGCUCAUCCGACGGGUGGCAAAGCGUUUGAAAAAAUCGUGUUUUCUUCUCCACAACGCCACAACAGCCCACGAGUACACAGUCACGAUUGCCCGGUUCAAUCCCAAUGCUGCCUUGCUCGUGACGCAUGAUCAGUACGCCGCUGAACUGGCCACUUGCUGCCCGGCUGUCGGAAAUGGCAACUAUGUUUUUGCGGACCAGGAUCAAGUUAAGCUUAGCGCUCCGGCGGACGCUGGGCGGGCCACCAUCGAAGCCAUCUAUGCUACUGUAAAUGAAGUGGACACCUGGCGGGAUAGUGGCUACGUGCAGCUGACGCAUGUACAAUUUCAGGUGUUACGUGCCAUGCGCCACCAGCUUUCCAAGCGCAGCGAUGGCCCUGACACCAGCUCGCGUGGUUCCACGCCAACCUCACCAUCACACACCUCAGCACUUGGUGGUGUAGCUAACGAAAAGCAUCCGUAUGACAGCAUGUCGGCUGUGCGUCGGCCUUCAGCACCUCCCUCGUCAGACCUUGUCGUGGACGAGCAUGGCUAUGUACGCCUUCGGGAUCCGACUGGCGAUGGCCUUGGACAGCCGAUGGCCGACCCCGUCAGUCUCGACGCGGCAGAGAAGGAUGAGGAUGGAUAUGUCAAGCUCGUACAGCCUGGCGGCGUUGUCGUUCAACACGCUCUCAAUGGCGGCUAUGAUAAUGUCGAUGAAUUGCUUGGGUCCGACCAACGACCAGGUUGCCAUGCACGCAGUUUCGUUUCACACGUGCAUUCAUCAACGUCGCCGUAUGCUACCAUUGGCAGCGAGUCUACAGCGGUAAAUCAGGUGCGCGCUGUUAGUCUCGAGAGCCUGCCACGCGCUGUAACUGCAUCCCCCACCUACGAGACCGUGGCCAGCCGCCCUGCAGCGCGAACACCGCUGCAUACGUCGACCGAAUCCUUGCAAGCUUUGCGAUCACUUCGUUCCAGCCGGCCUGGAAGCAGCUUGGCUGCUCAUAGCGAACCUGAUUUGUCUUCUUCGGCUAAUGCAUCGCCGCUCAUGGGCCGUGCCCUGCGUGGGGUUUGUGCCCAACCAAAUCGUUCUCCUAUUUUGCCGCAACGCAAGCUUCCUGGCAGCGCCACACGCCUGCUCAUCCCCAAUCCUAGCAGGUCCACUGAGUGGCAGCGUGGUCACCGGCGUGCACAUUCCGACAGUGACAGCUUGGUGGGCAGCCCCAGAAAUGAUGCCUUGCGACAGCUCGCUCACCUUGCCGGCCACGAUCAUUCGAAAACAAUGGCGUCCAGCACCUCAGAGCAAGGGCUGGCUCGACGAAAUGUACCGGCAAGCGAGCGUCCAGUCCAGCGCACUCAGCAGUCCCCUGCGCCGGCCCCUCAGCCUUUGGAUGCCGCUGCACGCUCUGAGAGCACCGAGAAGCUUACGCGACAGGCCAUCGCAAAGCAUGCGUCGAGUCCACGCAGCUCGCCUCCUCAUAGCCAGCAGGAGUUCCGACCAGAACCACGGCACCACUCGGUGCACGGGACAGUAUCCAACCCCACAUUGCCUGCUAGUGCCCACCCACGCACCCGGUCAACCCAUGAACGCCUGAACCAUUUUGGUAAACCCAUGGUGCGGCAACUCUCGCAAACGCUUUCCACACCGGACGCAGCAGAAGACCGCCCCAGUCGCACGGCGUUCAACGUGGGCCAGCUCCAGCACUUGGCGCGACUGCCGCGCCUGUAUAUCCAUCAAUUCUCGCACGUUUACACGGACCAUCCGCAGGGACUUGGGGCCGUGUUGAGUACACCACAAGGCUUGACAACGGUGGUUCUUCCAUCCACAAAGAAUUCCAAGCCUUGCUUUUGCGUUGCUGAUGCAUCAGACA
Molecule: messenger RNA, 2470 nt
Organism: Monosiga brevicollis MX1
Lineage: Eukaryota; Choanoflagellata; Craspedida; Salpingoecidae
Exons: 10
Source: RefSeq, a predicted model, not a curated record